Messenger RNA from Diprion similis, 1286 nucleotides. RefSeq lists its product as uncharacterized. Gene Ontology annotation, molecular function: sequence-specific DNA binding. NCBI's taxonomy places the organism in Eukaryota, Metazoa, Arthropoda, Insecta, Hymenoptera, Diprionidae. The transcript has 2 exons. Bases 169 to 879 code for a protein of 236 amino acids. The record is from RefSeq and is a predicted model, not a curated record.
GAACGAAUAAUAUGAUCUACGGCAGAGUUUUGAACUAAUGCAAGUGAGUAAAAUGAGAGCGUGUGUAAACUAGAAAAGUAGAUUCGAUGUAGACAAUGACAGUGAGUUCUGCUCGCGUUUCACGAUAUAAAACUAGAAAUAAAUAAUGUAAACCGUUGCUGGAAAAAAAUGAACAAAGUCAGGAAUGAAUCUGGAAUGCGAUUCCCUUUACGCAUUACGAAAAGUAACAUAACUUGUUCGGUUCGUGGGUGCAGAAGCAGAGCUUCCACACAUGGGACAGUUAGAUUACACCUGUUCCCCAAGCCCGGCGAAACAUUUGUAGAUUUUCCUAACGAAUCUGGUGUUUUGGAGAAAACUGACCGUCGUCGAGCAUGGGAAAAAAUGUUGAAAAUGGAACGGGAAGCCUCAUCGUGGAUGCGAGUCUGCUCUUUGCACUUCGUCAAAGAUGACUACUGCUUGCAAAACAUAGAUUCGCAGAGAAGGCAUUUAAAGAAAACUGCAGUGCCGUCGUGCAACUUGCAGGGAUCUUUGCCUACAAGCAGCAGAAGAGGCAGAAAGAGAAAGGUGAAAUACAAAGUGGAUGAAGAGUGGUUGCCAAAGGAAGUGCGUUGCAUGCAAACAGAGGAACAGCCAAAGUUAGUUCGUGUAAAAGAGGAGCCAGUUGACGAAGUUGAAAGAGAACAGAUAGACAUGGAAGAAUCAUUCGCAGUUAAGACGGAACUGCUAGAGCCAAAAGUAGAAUUGGAUGAACCUGUAAAUGAUACUCCUGCAUUUACCUUUGUCAGGACAGAAGUAGUGACUAAUGACCGUCGAGUUUCCCAAUUUUUUGACAGCAUUACGAACGAUGCUCAUUUGACUACUUUGACAGGGAUUUCGUAACUAUCCACUCUGAAUAAUUUCAGGAAUAUUAGACAUUGCUGAUCCCGAACAUGUACUUCUUGGACAAUUACACUUGAAGUUACAGGUUCUGAUGACGUACAUGAAAUUGAAAGCACAACUUGUGUUACGAGUUUCUCGCAGUAUUAUCUGAACGUGGUACACCGUGCGAUUGUAAACAGAUGAUAUAUUGAGUAGCUGUUUGAAGUAUGCCGAUGAAUAAAAACAAAGUCUCCAGACACGUGCUUUAAGGUUGCACUGAAACUGAAAUUGAGAGGCCGAAAAGUCUGUGCUGACGAUUCGCUACCUAUUCUCACUGUAAACGAUCUCAUACCAUAAAAUUUAUCACAAGCUGUUCCGUAGGUGGUUUGAUAUCAUUUGUGAGUAGAGACUCUGGUGGCCCAGCUUUC